Molecule: messenger RNA, 1764 nt
Organism: Morus notabilis
Lineage: Eukaryota; Viridiplantae; Streptophyta; Magnoliopsida; Rosales; Moraceae
Exons: 7
Coding region: 207-1673 (488 amino acids)
Biological process (GO): fluoride transmembrane transport
Cellular component (GO): membrane
Molecular function (GO): fluoride transmembrane transporter activity
Source: RefSeq, a predicted model, not a curated record
AUUGAACCAUACAUUUUUCCUUUAUCUCUCAUUGUUUUUAUUAUUUUUCAUUCUCUUUCAAGUUUCAACGAUCUCUGACCUCCAUUUUUUCAAACAAUAUUCGCUGUUCAUAUAUUCUUUUUGGUAUAAAAAAGUUCGUCAUUGCAUCUUCUUUGAAGAAAGGAUCGUACUUAAUCUUCCCAGGCUCUGGUGUUUCUCUCUCAAACAUGUCGUCUGAAGAGAAAUCAACUUCUACGCUUACGAUUGGAGGGCAUUUUGGGACCCGCAAUUCUGAACCUGCACGAAGUGGAUCAUUUGGUAGGAUAAGCAGUGCCAGUUCUUCAAUAAGAAGGCGAUCUGUUAGUUUAUCUGGUCUUCAAACCUCUCAAAUAGAUGAUAACGUUGAAAGCGAGUCUGUGUCAGAGGCGGGCGAUAUUGGGGACAGGGCUCUUCAUAGCAACAGGCACAGCAGGAGUGGCAGCCUCCGCUUUUCCUUGGAUCACGUGUCAGAGAAUGGGGUGGUUAUUUCUAUUCCAGAAGAUACGCUAUCACAAUCCCGUGGGUUUAGCACUCAUGAUCCUGCAACAAUGAAUUCUGUCUCCCCCAUUCUGCCAUUGCCAGAAGAACUUCUUUCCCCUCUUUCAACUGAUCCCGUGGUGCAAGCUGAAAACAAUAUGCAAGAUGAUAAGAAAGAUAUGCCAAAGCUGUUGGAGUACUGUUCAUGUCUCAUUCAUUUAGCCGUUUUUGGCAUUUUGGGGGUCUUGACGAGGUAUCUACUGCAGAAACUUUUCGGCCCUGGCAUUGCCGGAGUUACAAGCAAUGAAAGCAUUCUUUAUCUUGACCUUCCUUCCAAUAUGGUUGGCUCUUUUUUGAUGGGAUGGUUUGGUGUUGUCUUCAAAGGAGAUAUAUCCCGUGUGUCCGACUUUUUAGCCAUUGGUUUGACAACUGGUUACCUGGGAAGCCUUACCACUUUCAGUGGCUGGAAUCAGAAAAUGCUUGAACUUAGUGUUGAUGGCCAUUGGGUUUCAUCUAUCCUCGGGUUUCUCAUAGGCUUGUUUCUUGCUGCCUACUCCAUAAUUUUUGGAGUCGAGACAGCUAAGGGUUUUAAGCGGCUUCUUAAAAAGAAAAUAGCAAAUCAAGAAUGUUGGAUUCUCAAUUCGAGCAGCAACUGGAGAGUAGACAGUUGCAAACGUCACGUGGCAGUUAUGGUGGUGUUCUUGCUGAUGUUAGGUCUGCUGUGGAGCAUGAGCGGCGUAUUGAUGAGAGAGGAGUUUAGCAGCGGCAGUGAUGAGGCUCAACUAUGGUUUGGUUGCAUAGUUGGGCCUCUGGGUGUGUGGACCAGGUGGUUCUUAGCUCGACUUAAUGGAUGCGGCCUAGGAAAUGCAGGUUACUUGAAAUGGAUUCCUUUUGGUACCCUGAUUGCCAAUGUCUCUGCAGCUUGCAUCAUGGCAGCACUAUCUACGAUUAGAAAAGCGGUAAAUUCCAAGACUUCUGAUACCAUCGUAAUAGGGACACAACUUGGGUUUUUGGGUUGUUUGAGUACAGUUUCUACAUUCAUUGCCGAAUUCAAUGCAAUGAGAGAAAGUAAGCAUCCUUGGAGAGCAUAUGCAUAUGCCAUAAUCACUAUAUGCUUCUCAUUUGCCUUGGGAACCCUCAUCUACUCUGUACCUGUUUGGACUCGAGGAUACAAAUAGGACUUUUUUUUUUUCCUUCUUAAUUAUGUUCUAGUCGACUUGUGACCGAGACGAAAAUCUAAUGUCACACCAUAAAUCUUAUACUAUAAAU